Molecule: messenger RNA, 1202 nt
Organism: Vanrija pseudolonga
Lineage: Eukaryota; Fungi; Basidiomycota; Tremellomycetes; Trichosporonales; Trichosporonaceae
Exons: 3
Coding region: 281-997 (238 amino acids)
Source: RefSeq, a predicted model, not a curated record
CAUCGCUUUCGUUUCACGAUUUCACACCACGAAACAAGUCUUCUCUUUGAUUGUCACUCUGCUUCGUCCUCCUCUUCCUUUUUCUCUCGCUCGAUACCUUGACCUCGCUCAACGACACUGCAUAGACAUAGACUCUUGGCUGAACAGCCACGCAUCACGCACACGCACAAACACGCACAAACACGCUCUAGGCCGCUACUGCGCACCCGAGUAAACACGCCGACGGCUACUAGCCUCCUCCCGUUCUUCUUCACUUCUUUCUUCAACUCCAACACGCACAAUGGUCAACGCGUACGCUACCGUCGUUGCGCGCCAGGCGCCCGGCGGAGGCAACAACAACGGCGGAAACAACAACGCUGGCGGCGGUAACGGCGCCGCGGCCUCCCCAACCCCCGCGCCCAACCCGCAGCAGUCGCAGUCGGCGUCGGCGUCGACCUCGUCGACCUCGUCCAUCUCGAUCCCCGACUCGGUGCCGGCCGGCGGCAUCCUCAUGAUCGACCCGCCCAACACGGCCUCGCAGAGCUUCUACAAGAUCCACCCUAGCGAGUAUAUCACGUUCAGGUGGAACCUGACGAGUUUGGUCGUCACCCCCACAUCCCUCACCGUCAUCGCGUCGUGCGCGGCCAACGGCAACACGUACCCCGUCGGCCCGACCGACGGCACGCAAAACACGAUCAAGGGCGACAGCACGCAGGUGGUGUGGAACCCGUACCAGUGGGCGCAGGUGCCCGGCCAGCCGGCGUUCGCGGUCGCGACGUACCAGCUCGAGAUCUACGACGAGGGCGGACCCGGCGCGCGCGCGAGACCGGGUCGCUUUAGCCCGUACACGGGGACCAAGUUUGGCAUGUACCUGCCGCAGUCGCCGGUGCCGCUUGACCAAUGGACCUGUACGACCUGCUCUGGCGCCAUCAGGGCGCUCGGCGAGCCCGCCGGCCUGUCCAUCUUCAUGUCGCUCCUCAUCGUCCUCAUCACGACGUUUGGCAUGCUGAGGCGCUAAGCUGCUGCUGCUCCCCAACUACAUCCCCACCCAGGAGGUGACGGACUCUGCAUUGACGACACCAACAACCACAACAACAACCCUUAUGCCCUCAUCUGUAUAUACGUAAUGCCUCUGGCGAUGGACACUUCCGAGCACCGCGCCCGCGAGCGAAGCGAGCGGGGUGAGGGGUGAGGGGCGCGGAAGGAGAGGGAGCAGAGGAGAC